AUGGCUUUGAUUAUACACUCGAUCCUCAAUGGAAACAACUAUCUGGUGGACAAGACAGGCAAGGAUGCCCUCCUCGGCCACUUCAACUUCCUCCCCAACUAAUGAUCCCCAUUCUUCUUCACCUCAGAUGAAAGAAUUCUCGAUCUACCGCUGCUCAAGUCUUUUUGGACAGUCCCCUUAAUAACUGGGGGCUAUCUGUACUUUGUCCUCAAUCUAGGUCCAAAGCUAAUGGCCAACCGGAAACCGAUCGAAAUGCGAAACCUUCUUAUCGUGUACAAUCUGUUCCAGGUGGUGGCAAAUGCGGCUACAUUUGUGAUGGGUCUUAACUACUUGCGCACCUACCCGUACUCGUUCGUCUGCCAAUCGUUUCAGCGCGAUAGGAGCCCACAAUCGAUGGUAGAGCUACGGCUCGGUUACGCUUACUUUCUGCUAAAGAUACUCGAUCUUGCCGACACGGUGUUCUUUGUGCUGCGAAAAAAGCAAUCCCAUGUGUCCUUCCUGCACGUGUACCAUCACACGAUAAUGGCCAUUUCGGCCUCACUGUUUAUGCGCUAUCUGGCCGGUGGCCACUGCUUUAUGCUCGGCAUGCUCAACACGCUCGUGCACGCCGUGAUGUACUUUUACUUCUUCCUAACGAUCUACCGCCCGGAAGCGAUGCGGGGUGCAACGUGGAAGCGAUACGUCACGCUGCUUCAGAUGACGCAGUUCGGCUACUUGGUGUUUCAUUUCUUCCGUCCGAUCGUGCUGGGGAUUGACUGUGGAUAUCCGCGAGCUGUGAUGUGGUUUGUGGGCAUGCAGAACAUCUUCAUGCUGCUGAUGUUUAGCGAUUUCUAUCGACGAACGUACCUUCGGAAGCCGUUGAAAGCUCAUAGCAACUGA
Molecule: messenger RNA, 879 nt
Organism: Anopheles maculipalpis
Lineage: Eukaryota; Metazoa; Arthropoda; Insecta; Diptera; Culicidae
Product: elongation of very long chain fatty acids protein AAEL008004-like
Exons: 2
Biological process (GO): very long-chain fatty acid biosynthetic process; sphingolipid biosynthetic process; fatty acid elongation, monounsaturated fatty acid
Cellular component (GO): endoplasmic reticulum membrane
Molecular function (GO): fatty acid elongase activity
Source: RefSeq, a predicted model, not a curated record